Molecule: messenger RNA, 1023 nt
Organism: Volvox carteri f. nagariensis
Lineage: Eukaryota; Viridiplantae; Chlorophyta; Chlorophyceae; Chlamydomonadales; Volvocaceae
Gene: dnj35
Product: molecular chaperone
Exons: 10
Coding region: 1-1023 (340 amino acids)
Cellular component (GO): cytosol
Molecular function (GO): protein-folding chaperone binding
Source: RefSeq, a predicted model, not a curated record
AUGGGAAGGGAUUACUACGCCAUUCUUGGCGUUUCGAAAACAGCUGACGAAAAUGAGAUUAAAAAAGCUUAUCGUAAGAUGGCGAUUAAAUGGCACCCGGAUAAAAACCCCGACAGAAAGGAUGAGGCGCAGAAAAAGUUCCAAGAGAUUUCCGAGGCUUAUGAGGUUCUAACCGACCCCCAAAAGCGGGACAUAUACGACAAGCUGGGGGAGGAGGGUUUGAAGGCGGGCAUGGGCGGGGGUCCGGGUCCAGGGGGUGGUGCGAACUUCAGCCGCUUCCGCCGACCAGAGGACCUCUUUGCCGAGCUGUUUGGCGGUCGCAGCCCUUUUGGCAUGGCAGACGAUGACGACGGCUUCAUGGGCGGGAUGGGCGGCUUCCCCUUCGGCAUGGGGGGAUUUCCCGGAAUGGGCGGCAUGGGGGGGAUGGGCGGCAUGGGGGGAAUGGGGGGGAUGGGGGGAAUGGGCGGGGGGCGGCGAUCUGCUGGGCCUCCGAAGGCCAAACCCAUUGAACAUAAGCUCAACCUAUCUUUGGAGGACUUGUACAGCGGUGUGAGCAAGAAGAUGAAGAUCAACCGCAAGGUGCGGGGGGAGCCCGCGGAGGAGAUUGUGGAGAUCGUGGUGAAACCCGGCUGGAAGAAGGGGACGAGAAUCACCUUUCAAGAAAGAGGUGAUGAGGAGCCGGGUAUCAUCCCCGCGGAUAUCGUGUUUGUUUUGGACGAGAAACACCACCCGCACUUCCGGCGGGAGGGCUCCGACCUGUACUACACUGCCGUACUGUCCUUGGCGGACGCGCUGUGCGGUACAACGUUGCGAAUCCCUCACCUCGACGGGUCAACAAUUGAGCUCCCAGUCAGAGACGUGAUACGGCCGGGGGAAACCAAAUUCUUGCGCGGCAAGGGUAUGCCCAUCACCAAGGAACCGGGCAGCUUUGGCAACCUGGUGGUCAAAUUCGAUGUGCGCUUCCCCCGCGACCUGUCCGAGGUCACCAAGCAGCAGCUCAGGGGCCUACUCCCCACCGCAUGA